Messenger RNA from Chelonia mydas (Green sea turtle), 4207 nucleotides. RefSeq names its product gap junction protein alpha 4 (gene GJA4). Gene Ontology annotation, cellular component: connexin complex. The record is from RefSeq and is a predicted model, not a curated record. Bases 917 to 1921 code for a protein of 334 amino acids. The transcript has 2 exons. NCBI's taxonomy places the organism in Eukaryota, Metazoa, Chordata, Testudines, Cheloniidae. Gene Ontology annotation, biological process: cell communication.
CCUUCGGGCAGUUAAUUGGGGUUGAAAUGCCUUGUCUCUCCAUUGCUGCCUUGACUUUCCUGGGUGAUUAACAUCAGAGUCUGUUUCUGCUGAGUUGGGCUCUGAGUAACUAAACUCUGCACCUCAAAGGGUAAGAAAGUGGUAAAGUGGGGGGGGGUCUCUGCUUUGUCUGCUGCUGUGACCCUGGGGAGAAGGAUAGCGCACCUGGAGCUUUCAAAUCCUGCUCUUCUUCCCCCCCCCGCCCCCCACUUUCUCGCCCAGGCAGGGGUGCUGCCUGGAAGGCUGGGCUCCUGUCCAAGAGGGCUGCUUAAGCCCCAGUGCUUUUGUGUCUCUAACAAGCUCCUCAGUAAGGCUGUCAAAAGGGGGGCACACAGCAAUGACACAGCUGUCUAUGCCCAGCCUCCAGCUCAUCUGCAGGGGAGGCUUCUAAAGAGAGGGGGGACUGGUCUGUCUCUAACCUCUUACACCCCAGGUGUGGGCUGCUGCCCUAUGCCCUUGCUCAGGGACAGAUGACCCACCGGGCACCUGGAUGCCUUGGCACGAACCUGCCCUGUGGCACUAACCCAGCUCUUACAAGAAGCCAAGGGACUGCUAAAGUCUACGUCCUGCCUCAGUGGCUUCUCGGCUGGACACCCUUUGGCUGGAGCUGUUGCCAAGGGCUGGUGGGAGAGAGGCUGUGCUAAGCCCCUAAAUUCCAGGGGCACCCAUGCUUCGCAGUGCUAAGGGGGCAGGGCUGGUGGCUGGCCAGGAAGGUGAGGGCUGCCCUUAACUGGCCCUGCACCUUUUACUAAAAAGAGCCUGCCCCCAGCUGUAAGGUGGCUGCUUUCUGAUGGACCCUUGUUACAGCUGCACUUGUCUAUUCAUCUAACCAGGCUUAUCAGCACCCUGCAAUCACCAGCACAAGACCCCUUAGAAGAUGGGGGACUGGGGCUUCCUGGAGAAGCUGCUGGACCAGGUCCAGGAGCACUCAACAGUGAUUGGGAAGAUCUGGCUGACCGUGCUGUUCAUCUUCAGGAUCCUUAUCCUGGGCCUGGCCGGGGAAUCGGUGUGGGGGGACGAGCAGUCGGAUUUCCUGUGCAACACCAAGCAGCCGGGCUGCGUCAACGUGUGCUACGACAAGGCCUUCCCCAUCUCCCACAUCCGCUACUGGGUGCUGCAGUUCCUCUUCGUCAGCACCCCCACCCUGGUCUACCUGGGCCACGUCAUCUACCUCUCAGGGCGGGAGGAGAAGCUGAAGCAGCGGGAGAGCGAGCUCCGGGCGGCGCAGAUCAAAGACUUGAAGGUGGAGCAGGCUCUGGUGGUGGUGCAGAAGAAGAUGUCCAAGAUCUGCGUGGCGGAGGACGGUCACAUCAAGAUCCGUGGCUCCCUGAUGUGGACCUACGUCAUCAGCGUGAUCUGCAAGAGCAUCUUCGAGGCCGGCUUCCUCUUAGGCCAGUGGUACCUGUACGGUUUCUUCAUGCCACCCAUCUUCGUGUGUGAGAGGGCCCCCUGCCCCCACAAGGUGGACUGCUUUGUCUCCCGCCCCACUGAGAAGACUAUCUUCAUCAUCUUCAUGAUGGUGGUGGGCAUGAUCUCCCUGGGCCUCAACCUCCUGGAACUCUUCCACCUCUGCUGCAAGAACCUGCUCAGCAGCGUGAGGAAGGCCUCCUCCUCUCCCAGCCCAGCUGUGGACAUAGACUCCUUCCCAGACAGCAAGCAGUGCCAUUACCUCCCCCUGAGCGAGAGCCACUCCCCUCCCUACCUGGCCUACAACAAGCUGUCGAGCGAGCAGAACUGGGCCAACUUCAACACCGAGGAGAACCUGGCUCUGCGCAGUGGCCACAAGCCCUCCCCUGAGUCCUACGCCGCAGGAGCCCAGCCCCUGCAGGAGAGGCAGGCCAGCCGGCCUGGCAGCUCUGCUUCCAAGAAACAGUACGUCUAGGAGAGCACUGAAACCAAGCUGCUGUGUCUCGGGGGUAUCCUUUGGCCCUUGAACGAGGGGACACUCUGGUUCUUGGGCAUCUUGGCCAUAGGACCUGUUUGCUAUAGAGGCUUUAAAAACAAAACCAAACCCAAAAGCUCCUGUUGGCGACCCACUUUGGUUAACUAGCGGGCACCUCCUGCUCUCCACUGUUCAUUGUGUGUCUGUGUAUUUAAAGUGUGGGUGCCGUAGAUGUGCUUUCAGGUAUGUGCACCUCUCUGCAGACUGGUCUUGCCAUAGGACGUGCACGUGGCUCAAUUGAAUGUUGCAUUGUAGCCAGCUGGCUGAAGUUUACAGGGUGCGAGGACCCUUCCUACCAUUCUGCUGGCAAAAUGUACCUCAGGCUCCCUUGGGGAGGGUUAUUCUCUGGUGCCUUUGUCUGUACAAAAGACCCUAAGUAACCGAUGUCACGUGAUACCAAUACAUUCGCCUUUCUCCAGCUGCAGUCCCAGGAGAGCUGUUGCUUUCUUUUUUUAAACUGUGUAGACAUGGAAACCAAACAAAAUCCCUUCUUCAGCUACAGAAGCAUCUUCAGUGGAAAGCUGCCUGGGAUAUUAUGCAGCUUGCGUUCAAAUCCAAGGUGCUUUGCCUUGGGGUAGACCAGCGACUGCGUCUUUGGGGCAAUAUGUGGGGAAAUAUCCUUACUAUAACUAGGGGAGAUUUCCCUUUCCUGGUCAAUGGUUUCCAUCAGCUCUGAUCAGAGCUGUGCUUUGUAACCUAAACUCUAAAUCUCUCUAGUCAAGAUCUUUAAUUCCUAACCGGUGGAGUUAAUCUGGCCCAGCCUAGGUCAACAAUUGUCCUUCUAAAGGAGGCAGUGGGGGAAGCCUAUUUGCCUCUGAGAUCUUAGCAGCUGCAAUCGUUUGGCACCAGCCUAGAAAUUCCAUUGGGCAGCUUGCUGUAAGAAUUAAUGUGGGGUUGGGGUCACUGGAGUGCCAAUCAAAGCAGCUGGUCCUGCUCAUAAACCAAACAUCUCCUCUUCUUCUGGGUCACCUGACAAAAUAAUCCCAACAUCUAGAUCUUGCCACACCAAGUUGAAUGACUCAGUAGCUUAUCCGUCCAAGCUGAGGUGCCUGCCCAGGGUGAGGAAACUCUGAUGCACUAAGGAAAGGACGUAUCACAGGACUUAACGCCUACUCCUCUGAGUUCAGUCACCCCAGAGCAAAGUUAUAAGCACUGUUCCCCAUGUAUGUUCAGAGUAACUUGCUGUCCAUGUAUUUAUAGGUGUAAGGGAUCCCCAUGGGUAGCUCCAGUAACAGCCCUGGUCCUCUGCCCCAGGUGGCCUCAUUUCUGAGGCACAGAUUUCCAUUGGUUAAUUUUUAUUUGUAUUUUUAACCUGCUGCUCUGACUUUAAAACGACUGCAGCUUCAAAGCCCAGUAUUUGCCACUGGCUCUGUUAAGCUGUCGGUUGGCUCGCGCUACGUGCGAGUGUUCACUUCCCGGCUGCUUUACAGGGAUCCCACUGUGUGCUCAAUUCUCCUGGGAAUGAGGGGCCUUCACGUGUGGAGUGCGAGCACAGGGCCUCUGCCGGAAUGGGGCUGCCCACAGAUUCAGCCAGGGUGGAGGGGAGCGGGGAUGUUGUGAGUGAAUUGCCCCAUUCAGAGAUCUAGAACCACUGAUGGGGGGGCGGGGGUUUAAGGCUGAUCACGCUCUUCCUAGGUUCCCUUUCCUCGGGCUCUCCGAUAGGGACUGAUUGCACCAGUCAACAAAAUGAGCAACUCCUGGCCGGCAGAGAUCUGAUACUGGAGUAGCUGGGGGGGUGGCGGGGGUUGAGGUGUGGAGCUGCCUGGCAGAGUGCUCAUGCGCACUGUUUAGGCUGUUGAUUAUUUCACUUUAAUGAGCACCCAAGUCACCCCCAAAACAUCUUAAUUUUAAAAAGGGGUAGGAAAAAAAAUCCAGUAACUUUGUUUGUUUGCACCAAUGUCCUUUCCUGCUGGGGUGUGACGUGCUGGGAGGGUGGUGGGCUCAGGGAAACCUGCUGUCCCUCCUCAAGAGAGCAGGCUCCAAUGAAUUGUGCCUGAAUAAUCCCAAAGCUGUGAAACCAAAAGGGUCUAGCCUUAUGUCCUUCUGAUUGUUUGUUCCAUUUUUAAUGUAAGCCAAACCACCACAGAUGCCUGCUCAGUCUGUAUUCUUAUCUCACCAAACUGCACAUGCUCCAGGCUGAGAGAGGAGCAGAUGGAAGUUGCUCUUCAGCUCUUUCUGGCAGACUUAAUGUUACAUUUUUGUCAAAUAAAACUUUGACAUAAACUA